Messenger RNA from Aphanomyces astaci, 1878 nucleotides. RefSeq lists its product as hypothetical. NCBI's taxonomy places the organism in Eukaryota, Oomycota, Saprolegniomycetes, Saprolegniales, Verrucalvaceae. The transcript is spliced from 2 exons. The coding region runs from base 1 to 1446 and encodes 481 amino acids. The record is from RefSeq and is a predicted model, not a curated record.
AUGUGCCAACCAACAUGCAUGCUGCUCCUCGCGGAUGGGUCGACGAUCGGAGGCUUCCAUAUUGCUUCGGACUCGUGCUCCUCCAAGCAACACACAAAUUCACCCAUUCGACUAACAGCAUGUGUUGUCCUUGAGCCAGACGGGCACUGCUACUCGUACCUAUCGUCGGAAACUCUAUCGACGUCGUUGACCGUGCAGCGCUUCACGUGCGCGUCUGCUCCCUCUGCGCACAUUCCACUUCUCCGUCCGGUACUGGCAUUCCGCAACAAAUACUCGCUCGAUCGACCACUGUACCUGCACCAGCAUCACCUGCUCGCGUCGACUCUGCAAUGGCAAGUCGGUCAUCCAUGUCGACCACAAGGCGCCAUCUCCGCCCGCUGGCGUUGCGGUACGUUCCACAUAUCCCGCAUGGAAUGCGCCGAUGGACUGCGCCUCCAGUCUCUGGACGGCAUGGCCAGCGUCACGUACAUGACUCAGUCGACGCACUUCUUCCACGCGUCCUUUCUUGCGCCGGUCGAGUACCACGGCUCCGACCAGCAUCUUGCCGGACGCGGGUUGUUUACCCGCGUGGAGCAGUGCUUCACCCGCCACAACGUUCCAAAAGCGUUUGCUUACUCGGCACAGGUUCUACAGCACGCCGCGGCCGCCAUCUCCGACGGCCGACAGUCCUUUGCCUACCAUGGGGGCGAAGAAGAGCCAUCAAGCACGAAUGUAUCGUCAUGUCAACUGCCAGGGAGCUACGUCGUGACCCACCUCCCCACCAACAUGGCCUUCACAAGUCGCCCCAAUUGGACCAUGUUCCGACCUUCUGCAUCAUCCACAUGCAUAAUGUCCCCAUCUGAUGUGUUUUCAUUAUGCCGACGGUAUCCUUCUAACCAGGCCAGCGCGGUCGUCGCUACAUCCAGCACCCUCUUAUCCGGAUUAUGCCGAGUGGAAUGGACUCGAACGGCCACGUUUAUGGCGUUCCCAUCGCAGCUCGUUUGUGUCCAUGUGCACGUGGACGACUCGGCUAUUGAGUGCACUCGCAGCGGUUUCUUUCACCACCGUCGAGGCGCCCAAGACCAUUGCUACACCGUCGACGCCAUCCCGUCCCACCCGCCAUUCCAUCCCCAACCCAACGUGACACUGUUCUACGAUGUCACAGACAUUUGCCUUCGCGCUAAACGGCGGUGCGAUGUCCUGACAGAAGCCAGUCCUGCAGACAAUCCCGACGCCCCCCUGCUGCUUGCUCCCCAUCAAGUUGUCGAGGAACAGCACACGCCGAUGGGUCUCUUCCGCGCGUUCGGCGAUGGCCGCGUUCGUGUCUUGUUCCGCGAUCGCGCCAUUCUCUCCAUGGACCCUCAAGCCAAGUUCUGCUCGCUCUUGUUGCCGUCGGGGGACAGCAUCACACUGCUUGCGACAGCUCCGUCCCCACAACAUGCAAGGUACAGGAAGGUUCGCUAUUGAUCUGAAUCAACGCACUACCGGACGUAGGUACCUCGUGGCGGCACAAAGCUUCCAGCAAUGGGCAUUUCAGACACCCGUUGAGCGCGCCGCGUACGUGCGUAAGCUGCAGCAGCAACAGGACAUCGUCGACGACGAGCUGCGGCGGACGCGGCAGUUCGUACGGGACAGCAGCAUAUACAUGAAGCACGACCGCGGCGACUACGAUGAUCUGCGACGGACAAAGCAGCAUUGGAGUGUCCAAGUUGCGCUUCAAGCCACAACCGCGCACAUUCAGAGCGUCCAUGCCGCCCUCCGGGCAAACGACCAGACCGUCUACGGCGGUGUGAAAUAAGACUCUCUUCGUUUGAAAUCAUCCAAUCAGAGACGAUUCUGGAGGUUCCUUUUCAUUUGAUUGGCUAACCGGAAUAAAAAGUACACCAAUCAAUGCCGCCA